GAGAUGAUUUAGUUAAACAGACUCAGGACACAGUGACUGCUCUGAGUUUGUAGGAGCAGGUUUGUAACUAUGGAGGUUUUAUGCAGGAUCAAGCUUCUUUUGGUCGUUAUGGUGAUGCUGUGUCUCCAUCACAUCUCUUCUUCCUCUGCUCAGGAGUGUCCAUCCACUCAUGAUCUGCUGAACUCGCUGCGGCAGGUGGAGAAGAUGUUGGCCGUCCAUGAGGCGUCGUACCAACAGGGCCUUCGCUCCCUCAGGAAGAAGCUGAGCGCUCUGCACAACAGCACCAUGGCAAUAUUUAAGAAAGAUGCCGCCUGCCCCAAACCAGAGCCCCCCACCCACGGCCGAAGACUGGGUCGGGUUUUUGGAGUCGGACACGAGGUCCACUUCCUGUGUAAACCUGGCUAUGAGCUGAUUGGUCCACGCACACGAGUGUGUCUGGACUCUCUGAAGUGGAGUGGCCAACAGCCGAUGUGCAAACGCUUUAACAGCACCAUCAACUCCUUGCCCUUCUUCUCUUCUGGAUCUUCCCCUUCCUCCUCCUCCUCCUCCUCCUCCUCCUCCUCCUCUUCCUCCUCCUUCCCUAUUUCUGCUGCUCUAUCAGCACCUUCCUCCUCUUCAUCAUCACCCUCUCCCCUCUCCUCUUCAUCACCCACGUCCUCCACUCUAUCCUCCUCUGUUCGACCGUCUCAUUGCACUCACUUCCUGGGCUCCACCCGUUGCACCUGUGACGUGGGUUUCACCAUAUCAGGACGAGACAACAACAUCUGCACAGACAUCGACGAGUGUCUUCUGUUUCCUCUCGGCCAACCUGGUCGUCUUUGUGUCCAUCAGUGCGUUAACACACCCGGCAGCUUCCACUGCUUCUGCCCAUCAGGUUACGACCUCAGCAGGGACGGCCGCAGCUGCUCAGACGUAGAUGAGUGUGAAACCCGGAUGCACAACUGCACAGGAGAUCAGAUGUGUGUCAACACCUACGGAGGAUUCCAGUGUGUGACGGUGGAGUGUCCUCUACUGAAGAACGCCACUUACAUCAAGACCUCACCGAUGCGCUGUGAGAGGAACCCAUGCAUGCUGGGAGACAAGGCCUGCACUCAAGCACCAAGCUCCAUCUCCUUCCACUACCUGUCCAUGGUGUCCAACAUGUCCGCCCCCCGGGUCCUGUUCAGGGUCUCAGCAGCUCGGGUGCUGGGUGACACCCUGCGGUUCGGUUUGGCAGGCGGCCGUGGACGCGGCCACUUUAGCGUGCAGCGUUCCGGCCGUCAGACCGGCACCCUUCUCCUGGUGACGCCCAUCAAAGGUCCGGCCACUCUGGAGGCCGAGGUGGAGAUGAGCGAGCUGGAGCGCAACAACCUGCUGGGCCGAUACCUCACCAAGGUCACCCUGUUCAUUUCACCAUAUGUGUUUUAGAGAAAGGGUGGGAGAAGGGGGCUGGGGCUCAGGGUUUACCAGGUGUUGGCAUCACUUCAACUUUAAUCACAAACAGAAAAGAAACACUGUAACAUGGUGACGUUAAAUAUAUUACAUAGAUCAGAAAUUAUGUCAAGGAUGAUAGCGUUAAAGAGAGGAUGAAGGUUCAGUUGUAUUGACGUGAACAGGAACACAAGCACAACAUAUUUUAGCCAAAUCAGUCUAAAUGUAGCCAGUGCUUUAGGUCAGGGGUGUCAAACUCAUUUUAGUUCAGGGGCCACAUGCAGCCUAAUAUGAUCUAAAGUGGG
Sphaeramia orbicularis (orbiculate cardinalfish) is the source of this 1715-nucleotide messenger RNA. Its product is annotated as fibulin-7. The coding region runs from base 70 to 1407 and encodes 445 amino acids. Gene Ontology annotation, molecular function: calcium ion binding. Lineage: Eukaryota; Metazoa; Chordata; Actinopteri; Kurtiformes; Apogonidae. The transcript has 7 exons. The record is from RefSeq and is a predicted model, not a curated record.